Molecule: messenger RNA, 150 nt
Organism: Loa loa (African eye worm)
Lineage: Eukaryota; Metazoa; Nematoda; Chromadorea; Rhabditida; Onchocercidae
Exons: 1
Coding region: 1-150 (49 amino acids)
Source: RefSeq, a predicted model, not a curated record
AUGGCCACUCGUAAUGGUAGUAUUGAUAAUAGGAGGAGUGAGACACUGAGGCAGGUGGACCAAUGGAAGGGGAAAAAAGGUCACUCGAGGUCGACAACCGUUUCUCAAUAUCCUUUCUCAACUGACAAUGAACCAUUGCAAUUAGCAUGA